CCUUCCUUUUUUCGCUGAGAGGAAGAGAGAGAAGGGGAUAUCAAAAUGGGGAGAAGUCCAUGUUGCUCCAAGCAGGGAUUGAACAGAGGAGCAUGGACUGCCCUAGAAGAUAAAAUACUAACUUCUUACAUCAAAGCCCAUGGUGAAGGCAAAUGGAGAAGCCUCCCAAAGAGAGCUGGUUUGAAGAGAUGUGGGAAGAGCUGUAGACUUAGAUGGCUAAACUAUCUGAGACCAGAUAUAAAGAGAGGCAACAUAUCCGGUGAUGAAGAAGAACUCAUUGUCAGACUCCAUAACCUUCUUGGCAACAGAUGGUCUCUAAUAGCUGGAAGGCUACCGGGGCGAACAGACAAUGAAAUCAAGAACUACUGGAACACCACUUUGGGGAAGAAAGCUAAAGGAGAGCCAACUUCCACCGGAUCAUCAAAAGAAACUUCUCCACCCCCAACCAAAUCCAGAGCCAAAAGGCGAGAAAUCGAGUCGAAAACAACGAAACCAUCAGCAGCAGCAGCCGCAGCCACUCUGCCUCCAGUAAUAAGAACCAAGGCCACAAGGUUGACCAAAGUUUUAGUCCCAACAAUCCCUCAGAUUCCUAGCGAUGAUUAUAAUCAGACGGCCAAUGCUUCAUCUUCCACAAACCCAUCAGAGCUCCAAGGUCAUCAAACCCAGUUGACAGAUCAACAAGUUAAUGCAGGGGAUUGCACUAACAACUUGAACAACAACUAUGGCUGCAACGACGAAGAUGAUGAUAUUGAAGCUAAGAGUGGGUUCUGCAAUGCGUUUCAGUCUCUGCCACUAGACGAGGCUAUGAUCAAUGCCACGUGGACGGGUGGAAACGAUUGUGAUCUUGAAGACUACGGUGCCACAUUGGAUUUAGAUUCUUUGGCUUUUUUGCUUGAUUCCGAGGAAUGGCCAUCGCAAGAUAAUAUUUCCUAAACUAAUUUGAAAUAAUUAAUAAGUAAAUAAGUAAUAAAAGAGUGUGCAUGUCAUGUGUGACUUCUGCAAAACCAUUAAAGUUGAAGGAGAUCAACACACUAAUUAAUUACGAGUUCCUAAUUAAGCUUAGCAGAUUGCUUAAUUAACUAAUGGACAGCUAGCUUGUGUAAUUCAUAUUUCAUAUUGAUCUUAGUUGUUAUGCGCUUUAUGGUUAAUUAACCCUGCUUGUAAUAUAAUUAUCAUGGGUCAAUGAAGACUUGCAUUUCUUAAAUA
Molecule: messenger RNA, 1206 nt
Organism: Prunus dulcis (almond)
Lineage: Eukaryota; Viridiplantae; Streptophyta; Magnoliopsida; Rosales; Rosaceae
Product: transcription factor MYB123-like
Exons: 3
Coding region: 46-933 (295 amino acids)
Source: RefSeq, a predicted model, not a curated record